GCACCUUUAGUGGUUUGCCAACCGCCAUUAAAAACAAGAAGAAGAAGAAGAACACGAAGAAGAGCACGAACGUAUUAAUACCUGCUGGUAGAAAUGGCUCCAGAGGAGCUGUUGUUCAUGGGGUUCUUCUCCAUAUACGUACCUGUGGGGGUCCUGUUCCGCUACCUCAGUCCUCAAGCGAAGAAGGGGGCAGCGUUGAGUUUGGGUCUCCUCAUGACCAUCGGCACAUGCGGGAUACACACUUUACACUCGCUGUGCACCGUUCUGGGAACGUGGCUGCUCAUCCGAGUCAACUGGAGGAAAGCUCCGCCCCUUUCUCUCGGAUGGACAUUCCUUUAUCUUUUCUUCUUCCGUACAGGCACGUGGAUCGGACUUCCGCCUCCGGAACUGUUCCCUAACAUCAUCCAGCUUCUCCUCACCCUGAAGAUGGUCAGUUUGGCGUACGAGGUUCGGAGCUAUCACUUUGAGAAGGAAAAGGAAGUGAGCUCGUUCUCCAAGUCACCCGUGAUUGGCCGGCUCUCUCAUGAGCCCUCCCUCUAUGACAUCAUCUCCUACAGCUACUGCUACGUUGGGCUCAUGAUUGGGACUUUCUUCCGUUAUCAGACGUAUGUGGACUGGCUUGAACAGACCGAUCCCCUUUCACUGCCGUGUAAAGUGCCAUGCCUGAGCAAAUUGAAGAUGGUUCCUGUUUAUGCCGCUCUCGCCCUGGGUGUUGAUUUCCUGUUCCCAGUUUCCUACGUUCGCACCGACGACUUCCUGGACCACAAUUUCUUCUUCAGGUUUUUCUACAUGGUGGCGGUGUGCUUCGCGUUCCGCAUGAAGUUCUACUUCGCGUGGCAUGGAGCCGAGGCCGGCUGCAUCACCGCGGGACUCGGGUGCUACCCAAAGGGGGCAGAGUCAAAACCAGGAUGCGGACCUACAGUGCAGUACAGCCCCGAGCCCGGUGCUCUGGUCGAGUAUGACUUCAGAACCAUCCAGAACAUUGACUGCUACAACACAGACUUCUGUGUGAAAGUGCGACAAGCUAUGCGCCACUGGAACAUGACGGUGCAGUGGUGGCUUCAUCAGUACAUCUACAGCAACGCACCUUUCAGAGCCUACACCCUGAGAGCGGGAUGGACGAUGUUGGUGAGCGCGUUCUGGCAUGGUCUGGAUGCAGGUUAUUACCUGUCCUUCCUCACCAUCCCGGUAUGUAUCGCUGCGGAGUUGUCGAUGGAGUCGUGUGUGCGCGCGCGUCUCGGCGCUGAGGGACAGAAAAUGUUUGACUGGGUGCACUGGUUCCUGAAGAUGCGCACGUACGACUACAUAUGCAUGAGCUACGUCCUGCUGAAUGCCAGCGACACGCUGCAUUACUGGAGCUCUAUUUACUUCCUGAUCCAUGUCGUGGCCUUCAUCUGUAUCGCCGCCGGACGACUGAUAGGGGGAGGGAAGAAGGAGAGGAUGAGAGAGGAGCGCGAGAAGUGACACUCCGAACUGCCGAACGCAUUCCACAGUGCAUUAUGGGAUGUUAGGCGUGCUGGGUGUUUCAGGUUAUAAUCGCAGGGUGUCUGUGGGUCAUUAAUAUGUCUUACAUUCCUUAAUGUAAAAAUAAAGCCUUAAUUAGUAUUAAAAUGUCUUACAUUCAAGUUUCAAAUGUCUUAAAUAUUCAACCGGACCGACAUCGUAAAGAAGAUAUACAUGUUAUUUUUGCUCGUUGCUGUAUGAGACGGUGAACCCGUCUGACUGUGUUGCACUCAGAAACAUUUUUGUGGGCAGAGGUUUACAGCAUUUCACCUCAUGGGUAAUGAGAAGUGAAUUUUAAAAAACUGAGGACUUCCUGCAGUUUUCCGGCAAAAUGAAAGCCACAAGGUCUAACAUGUUUCUGACUUCCUUCACUUUUAUAUUACUAUUGUUAUAGUACUAUUACUAAUUGUACCCCGAAAUAAAAUUUUUAUUGUUGUUGUUA
This is a messenger RNA of Ictalurus punctatus (channel catfish), 1945 nucleotides long. RefSeq names its product lysophospholipid acyltransferase 7. The transcript is spliced from 9 exons. The coding region runs from base 94 to 1464 and encodes 456 amino acids. Gene Ontology annotation, biological process: lipid modification; phosphatidylinositol biosynthetic process. Gene Ontology annotation, cellular component: mitochondria-associated endoplasmic reticulum membrane contact site; membrane. Lineage: Eukaryota; Metazoa; Chordata; Actinopteri; Siluriformes; Ictaluridae. Gene Ontology annotation, molecular function: lysophospholipid acyltransferase activity. The record is from RefSeq and is a predicted model, not a curated record.